CUGUCUGGAUCAUUUGCACCUUUUGUCUUGUGCAUGUCCAGAACUGUUUGUGUCUUAUUUGAUCCAAAAGAAGGACGAAAAAGGCCUGCACAAGACGUUUUAGAUAGAUUUAAAAGGUUAAACAGUGGUAUGUGGAUUCGUUGUGUUGCUGGUCGAAAUAAACUGCGUUAUGCAAAGAAUGAAACUUUUCAAACGACAAGUUUAUAUUAUGAAACGUGUACAAAAGAACAAUGUUUUAUGCUUGAUCGAAUGAUGACUCCAUUUUGGUUGCGACCAAAAUACUACGUAAAUGAUCCUUAUGAGCCUUAUCACGUUCGUCAUGGUCUUACGUCUGUUCGGACAUCAAAUGGCAAAUUAAAACGUGAGCGGCCGAAGAUCCUACUUGAAGACUGUAUUGCCGAUAAAUAUUUCUCACACAGAUAG
Dracunculus medinensis (Guinea worm) is the source of this 423-nucleotide messenger RNA. The record is from the annotation of a GenBank genome assembly. NCBI's taxonomy places the organism in Eukaryota, Metazoa, Nematoda, Chromadorea, Rhabditida, Dracunculidae.